Molecule: messenger RNA, 1481 nt
Organism: Batrachochytrium dendrobatidis JAM81
Lineage: Eukaryota; Fungi; Chytridiomycota; Chytridiomycetes; Rhizophydiales
Exons: 2
Coding region: 36-1346 (436 amino acids)
Biological process (GO): rRNA processing; ribosomal large subunit biogenesis
Cellular component (GO): preribosome, large subunit precursor; nucleolus; nuclear periphery
Source: RefSeq, a predicted model, not a curated record
UGCAUCUGCUAGCUGCCACCAUCAAAAAACACAUCAUGGGAAAGACACAGCAGAGACAGAUGCGUACAAAGAGCCAACAUAAGCAACAGAUGCUUAAAAGAACUGGUGGGCCAGCAUCAAAACCGGCACCCGAACUCAUUCCAUCCAAUGCCGAGUUUGAUAUUGGUUCGUUUAUCGAGUCUCAAGCGAUUGAAAUGGAUGAUGACGUUGCACAGAUGAUGCAAGAUGAUAAUGUACCUAAUACACUUUCUGGUUCUGGUUCUGGUUCUGGAAAGAAACGAAAGCAGACUGCUCAAUUGGCUAGUGCAAAAAAGGCUUCUGUUAAAAAAAAUGACAUGACUGAAAAGUCGAGUAAUAAAGAUCGUACCGAGUCAGACGACAAACCAACCACUGAUGAUAUCAUGGAUGAUGACGAAACAGAGGAAACAAGGAUUGAAAUGAACUCGGAGGAUGAACGUGAGAUGGAGAUUUAUUUGGAAAUGAUGCAGCAUCAGAAACCUGAGCCUUCACCAUUGGAUGCUGAACCACUUGUUGAAAAGGUGUAUGCCAACAAAAAGGAAGCAUUAUUGGCUAGACUCGAUGAUAUUAAGCACGGUUCUUGUCUUUCAUGGCAUGAAACUCAAACCAUUACAUCCCAGACUGCAACAAGCGAUGAUGUUCCCGAUGUCAACAACGAUCUAGAACGAGAAUUGGCAAUUUACAAACAAUCUCUUGAAGCAGCCAAAGCAGCUCGCGAUCUUUGCAGUCAGUACAAGAUCCCCUUUUCUCGUCCUUCAGACUAUUUCGCCGAGAUGGUCAAAAGUGAUCAGCACAUGUAUCGUGUUCGCCAACGUCUAGUGGAAGAGGCGGAGGGUAUCAAGGCAUCUGAACGAGCAAAGAAGCAGCGUGAUUUGAAAAAGUUUGGAAAGAAGGUUCAGCACGAAAAGCAGAUGGAGCGUGAUGGCAUCAAAAAGAAUGCAUUGGAAAAGAUCAAAAUUGCCAAAAAAAGAGGCAUGUUGACCGACCUUGAUGAUGACAAGAAAGACCAUUCCACUAAACGCCAUUCUAGCGGUCAUCGUGCUGGAACUGACGCUGGUGCAGACAAUGAUUUUGGCAUUGAAAUUGAUCGACCUAGUAAACAUGAUGGCGAUAAAAACAGAGCAGGCAAGCGUGAUUUUAAAAACAAAAAGUUUGGGUUUGGUGGUCCCAAACGAAAUGCCAAGCGUAACAGUUCAGAGAGUCUAGAAGAUUUUAAUGAAUCUACGCUGCGCAAGAUGAAGCCUGGUAGCAAGAAGUUUUCUGGUGGUAAAAAAGGAGGCGUGUCCAAAAAAACUAGACCAGCAUCGUUCAAGGGUGGAAAAAAAUAACGCUAAUAUUGUAGUAAGCCUUUACUAGAUGUUGGAUUGGUCAUUAUACUCUUUCAUCUUAUUUUAAGAAACAGGCUUGAUGUUUUUUGAAAUAAAAUCCAUGGGCAUGCUGAAGAUUUACAGCCAUAUUCACGU